Messenger RNA from Dichotomopilus funicola, 1812 nucleotides. RefSeq names its product protein transport protein yif1. Gene Ontology annotation, biological process: endoplasmic reticulum to Golgi vesicle-mediated transport. The transcript is spliced from 6 exons. Bases 1 to 1812 code for a protein of 603 amino acids. Gene Ontology annotation, cellular component: endoplasmic reticulum-Golgi intermediate compartment; COPII-coated ER to Golgi transport vesicle; endoplasmic reticulum membrane. NCBI's taxonomy places the organism in Eukaryota, Fungi, Ascomycota, Sordariomycetes, Sordariales, Chaetomiaceae. The record is from RefSeq and is a predicted model, not a curated record.
AUGCAACGAGCAGCCUACGGACGCUCUCCCCCCCUCCACCACCCGGUGCCACAACACGUCUCGACAGUUCCUCAGCUUCGAUCUCCACCUCCACCAGCCUCGCAGGCCCAUAGCAACUACGAUGGCAGCCCAUACCCUCAGCAGCAACCGCCGCAGCAACAACAACCCGGCGGUAUUCCAUCAGCGGGGCCAAACGUGUUCGGCCAGUAUGGGAACUUCAUAAACGACCCUGCCGCGCAAUUGGCUUCGCAGUUUGGCCAGACGGCGUUUCGCCAAGGCCAGGAGUAUAUUGAGCAAAACGUAAACCGCUUCGUCAACGUCUCAGCACUCAAGCACUACUUCAUCGUCACGAACUCCUACGUAAUAAACAAACUUUUUCUCGUCUUCUUCCCCUGGCGCCACAAGCCCUGGACCCGGCGGCAGGCUACGGGGCCUUCGGGCCAAGAGGCCUGGUACCUGCCACCACGCGAUGACAUCAACAGCCCGGACAUGUACAUCCCCGUGAUGUCGUUGGUCACCUACAUCUUCCUACAGGCGCUCAUCUCAGGUCUCAAGGGCCAGUUCCAGCCGGAGCUGUUUGGGUACAUUGCGACGACGGCUUUGGUGGCCGUGAUUGUGGAGAUUCUGGGGUUGAAGCUGGGGUGCUACCUCCUGAGCAUCUCGAACGAGUCGCAAUUGCUGGAUCUGGUGGCCUACUCUGGGUACAAAUUUGUUGGCGUCAUUGUCACGAUCAGCGUGGCGGAAAUCAUGAACGGCGGCAAGGGCACCGGUGGCUGGAUUGGGUGGACGGUGUUUAUUUACACCUUUUUGGCGAAUUCGCUUUUUCUGAUGCGGUCUCUUAAGUACGUUCUCCUCCCCGAGAACAACAACGACAACCGUGGCCCCAUGCAGACCAUGCACCCGCUCGACUCGCGGGCGAAGAGGAACCAGAGGACCCAAUUCCUCUUCUUCUAUUCCUACAUUGCCCAACACUCCUUCGCGUCUCACCGGAAUCUCUCAGCUUUAAAAAUUUGGGAAACAAGUAGACCUGAACGAGCCAUGGCACCCCCAAUUGUGACCGCCACGGUCCAAACCGCCGUCAUCUCGGCCAUCUCCAAUGUUCUCGCCCAGGCGAUCACCGCCCAUCAGAGUAAUACCACCCUCACAAUCGACUGGAUCCCCGUCUUCCAAUACACCCUCUUCGCCCUGAUCUCCACACCCCCCAACUUCCUCUGGCAAGACCUCCUCGAGUCCUCCUUCCCCGCCUACCACGCCUCCCCCACCAAAGAAGCCGUCGCCCUAGCCGCCGCGUCCGACGACGCCGCCCUGGAAAAGAAAGCCUCCGUCAAAACAGGCAAAGGCAACGCCCUCGUCGAACCCCGCCUCAACAAGCUCAACACCAUCACCAAAACCCUCCUCGACCAAUCCAUCGGCGCUGUCGUCAACACCUUGCUCUUCUGUUUCUUCACGCAUGGGAUCCGCCAGGCGAUGGCGCACCACUACGCGGCGCGGGCAGCUGGGCUGGUUCCCGCUGAUAGUCUCGCUUUUCUCUUGUCGGGGCGUGACGCGGUGCGGUACCAGGACGUGGCGUGGCCGAGUGUGUGGGCGAGUACGCAGGCGGAGUUUUGGGGGCUGAUUAAGGCUGGGUGGCGGUUCUGGCCGCUGGUGAGUUUGGUGAACUAUGUGUUUUUGACGAGUGUUGAGGCGCGGAGUCUGGUGGGCGCGUUGGCGGGGCUGGGUUGGGGGAUCUAUGUGAGUUUGGCGACUGCGCAGCCUCGAAGGGGUGAGGUGGUCGAGUUCAGUACAGAAGACGGGAUGAGGCUACGAGGUUAA